AUGACCUUAGCAUCCUCCAGUAAAAGAAAACCAUCGGAUUGCUUUCACGCGGCAGCAUUCUGCUGGCUUUUUUUGCUCUGGAUUUCGUGUGCCGUGUCCGGAGAGGAGGAUCAUCAGUUCAGCGUUGAGGGAUGGCUACAGAGGUAUGGCUACCUUCCCCGCACAGAACCGGGAAUGUCUGUCCUGCGCUCGGCCCAAACCAUGCACUCAGCCAUCGCUGCCAUGCAGCGCGUCUACGGUCUCAAUGUCACAGGGACACUGGAUGAGAGAACCAAGGAUUGGAUGCAAAAGCCUCGCUGUGGGGUUCCGGACAAAUUUAAAAGUGCUUCGAGGUCACGGACACGGAGAUAUGCGCUGACGGGACAGAAGUGGCAGCGUACACACAUCACCUACAGCAUAAAAAAUGUCACACCAAAGGUGGGCGCCCGGGAGACUCAUGAUGCCAUUCGGCGGGCGUUUGACGUCUGGCAGGGUGUGACUCCCUUACGCUUUGAGGCCGUUCCAUACAGCGCCCUGGAGACUGGCAGGCGUGACGUGGAUAUCACCAUCAUCUUCGCUUCGGGUUUUCACGGUGACAGCUCACCCUUCGACGGGGAGGGGGGAUUCCUAGCCCAUGCCUAUUUCCCUGGCCCAGGCAUAGGUGGGGACACACACUUUGACUCAGAUGAGCCCUGGACCCUGGGGAACCCCAACCAUGAUGGUAACGACCUGUUCUUGGUUGCGGUUCACGAGCUGGGCCAUGCCCUCGGUCUGGAGCACUCUAACGACCCCACUGCUAUCAUGGCUCCUUUCUACCAGUACAUGGACACAGAGAACUUCAAACUACCUCACGAUGACCUACAGGGCAUCCAGAAAAUCUAUGGUCCACCAGACAGAGCACCGCAGCCUACCAGGCCCCCGCCCACGGUCCCCCCGCCUCGUUUCCACCCACCCUCAGACCCCCGCAAGCAUGACCGCCAUGCCAGACCCCACCGCCCUCCACAGGGGGCCAAGCCCUCCAGCCCCAACUCCAAACCCAACAUCUGUGAUGGAGGCUUCAACACCCUGGCCAUCCUCCGACAGGAGCUUUUUGUGUUCAAGGACCAAUGGUUCUGGAGGGUACGGGAUAACUCAGUAGUCCCUGGCUACCCCAUGCAGAUCAACUAUUUCUGGAAGGGCUUGCCCCCCAAAAUUGAUGCCGUCUAUGAGAAUAGUGAAGGGAAAUUUGUCUUCUUCAAAGGAAACCGUUUCUGGGUCUUCAAGGACACAACUCUCCAGCCUUCGUACCCUCAGGACAUCUCGCUGUUUGGGAGCGGCAUGCCCACUCAGAGUAUCGAGACAGCUGUCUGGUGGGAGGAUGUUGCCAAAACCUACUUCUUCAAAGGAGACAGAUACUGGAGGUACAAUGAGGAUAUGAGGACCAUGGACCAUGGUUAUCCCAAGCCCAUCACCAUCUGGAAGGGCAUCCCUGACUCUCCACAGGGGGCUUUUGUCGAUAAAGCCAACGGCUUUACCUACUUUUACAAGGGAAAGGAGUAUUGGAAGUUCAACAACCAGCUGCUGCGUGUGGAGCCUGGCUACCCAAGGUCCAUCCUGAGGGACUUCAUGGGAUGUGAUGGCCUCCCUGCAGACCCCGACUGGGACUGGAGCCCCCCGGUGGCAGAGGAGCGCCACUACGACAACGGUGACGUGGACGUUGUCAUCAAACUGGACAGCGCAGGGGGCACGGAGAAAGCAGUGGCCAUCGCUAUCCCCUGUGUCUUGGCGCUGUGCAUGAUGGUCCUCCUCUACACUGUUUUCCAGUUCAGGAGGAAGAGCACGCAGCGCCACAUACUGUACUGCAAGCGCUCCAUGCAGGAGUGGGUCUGA
Xiphias gladius (swordfish) is the source of this 1848-nucleotide messenger RNA. It is a transcript of the gene mmp16b, whose product is annotated as matrix metallopeptidase 16b (membrane-inserted). Lineage: Eukaryota; Metazoa; Chordata; Actinopteri; Istiophoriformes; Xiphiidae. The coding region runs from base 1 to 1848 and encodes 615 amino acids. Gene Ontology annotation, biological process: proteolysis; collagen catabolic process; extracellular matrix organization. The transcript is spliced from 10 exons. Gene Ontology annotation, cellular component: extracellular matrix. Gene Ontology annotation, molecular function: metalloendopeptidase activity; zinc ion binding. The record is from RefSeq and is a predicted model, not a curated record.